Messenger RNA from Cotesia congregata, 1782 nucleotides. NCBI's taxonomy places the organism in Eukaryota, Metazoa, Arthropoda, Insecta, Hymenoptera, Braconidae. The record is from the annotation of a GenBank genome assembly.
AUGGGAUAUAUAUCUAAUCAUAUUCACACACGAAUGCAAGAACCAACGAUUUGGAAUAAUUCGCAUUCCUUCAGGCCUCAGGUGGAUGUGUCUCGCCAAGUUCCCGGAAUAGUUUGCACCAGCCGCGUAGAAGCUUGUCAUGAUGCCUGGACUCAAUUAAGGUUGUCGCCGAUGUUCGGAUGCAUUUGUCCAGGCAAUCAAGCGAAAAAGCGCUGCGAUAAAAUAUUCUCAACGGUUAAUCAUAAUCCGUGUGUGGUGAAAAUCAUCUCGCAUCCCGACAACACCACGAGCUUUGAAAUCAUCGAGUCGCAGCUGGAGAACCCGCUGAUUGAUGCUGAUCAUCAAGACCUUCAUGCGUUGAAGCAGCUCACACUUCCGGGGUUCAGGCAUCGGCCACAUCAUCGGAAGAAUCACACUACUGAAGACGAUGAUUCAUCGAUCGAUUUUGAAAAAAUUCAUCAACCUGUAAAGUUAAUACUUUCAAGUACGUGUCACCAAGCUUAUUCAAUGUGUCGAAAUGAUACGGAGUGCCGAGGAUUGUUGCAGCCGAUAUUGAAUCACUGCGACGCUUCAAGCUGUGCUCGUAAUGAGUGUAUGAAUGCAUUGCAGAAGUUCUACAAAAAAGCUAAUGAUAGUCACUCGAUGGAGAUUGCUUUUUGUCUGUGCAAAAAAACUCAAGAUAAAGAUGACGCGUGCAUAGUGGCCCAAGAAAAGAUGCACCCAGUCUGCGCCCAAGGUCACGACAUAUCCGAGCUCCCAACCUGUCACAGUUUAGCACUGGCAUGUCGCGAGGACAUCACAUGCAGAAAUAAAUUGGAGCACUACGAGCAGAGCUGUGCCGUGGAUAGCGUGACGAAAAAAUGCGCGGGUCCGCCCGCCGACUGCAGAAGAGCAAUGCUAGGAAUUCUUGGCACGGAACUGAGAUCCAAUUGCGCUUGUAAGGGCACUGAACUUACGCAGCUGUAUGAUUGUUUGGGAUGGCAGAGAUUACUUUGGGUUAAUCCUUGCGUUGUCGAGUCACAGAAGGAUUUCCAUGCGCGGAAAAAACAUCACCAUCAUUCCAAUAUAAAGCCCAGUACUACGACCCUAUCUACAGACUCCUGGAGCACGUCGGCGACAUUUUUUGCAGUCACUCCACUGAUUACUGACAGCGUUGAAGAAGAUAAUGUUUUUGUGUGUUUCAAAGACCGAGGCAAAAUCAUCAGUACAUACCUCUACCGCGACAACGAGCCCGAAUGUUCGGACCUGUGUCAGUGUGGAGAGGGUGUAACCCUUGUCUGCAAUACAAUCUGCGUUCAACCUUCACCUUGCAAAACUCCCUUUGCUUUCUAUAAUCAUGCAGCGCCAGCCUACCAGGCUUUCAGGGGGCGCUGCUUGUGUUACAGUGGUCGCUUCAUAUGUAUGCGGCCUUCUCCUGAAACUUACAAUAUCCCUCACGGAGUCUUCAUGUUCCUUGGGUACAGUGAAACAGACGAGGAUUUCAUGAAAACUUACAAUAAUUUAACUGUGUUGGACGCGGUUAACUCACUUGACAGCUUUAUUCGUGAAGAAGCUAACAAUAAGACUAUGUGUACCCUCUUCUUAUACAACGUCACACAGGAGAAUGUAAUAGCAGUGGCGCGACUCGGCGGAAAUAAUCCACCGCCUAAUAGCAGUCAAGCACAGAGCUUACAGCACCUGCUACGCGUCAAGGGAGUCUAUGAAUUAAAUGUACGAUUAAAAAUAAAUUUCAUCGAGGGACAACUAGCGAUCGGUAUGAAAUUGUUUGGUUAUGGAAAUUAA